This is a messenger RNA of Toxotes jaculatrix (banded archerfish), 543 nucleotides long. Its product is annotated as thioredoxin-interacting protein-like. Gene Ontology annotation, molecular function: ubiquitin protein ligase binding. The record is from RefSeq and is a predicted model, not a curated record. Gene Ontology annotation, biological process: protein transport. Lineage: Eukaryota; Metazoa; Chordata; Actinopteri; Toxotidae. Gene Ontology annotation, cellular component: cytoplasm.
CAUCAGCCCACCCUGGAGUGCAAGAAACCUUUUGAAGUGGAGGAGCCCCUGGAUGUCAACACCCCAGACCUGCUGUCUCCAACAGGUGGCAUGAAGCAGAAGAAAGUCACCUGUAUGUUCAUACCUGAUGGCCAGGUGUCACUGCCCAAAAUUUUUGCAUUCUGACCUGAAGCAAAAAUUGAUCGGCGUGGCUUCUGCGAGGGUGAAGACAUCAACAUCAGCGCAAAGUUUGAGAACACUUGCUCCCGUAUUGUGGUGCCCAAGGCUGCCAUCAUUGCCAAACAUAUCUACCAGGUCAAUGGCUGCACCAAGGCCAUGGCCUCCUCAGUGCGAGGAAACCACAUCAUCUCUGGUAUGUGUGAUGCCUGGCAGGGAAAGACCAUCAGAGUACCAAAAAUAGAACCAUCCAGGCUGAGCUGCAACAUCAUCCGUGUGGAGUACGCUCUGAUAAUUUAAGUCCACAUCCCUGGUAGUGAGAAACUGAUCCUGGAGCUACCACUGGUCAUUGGGACCACAGGUCUGAGCAGGAACAUACUAUGUUGA